CCCAGGCCCGCGGGGCCCCCCUGCCCGGCGGCUUUGUGUGCCCGGGCCCUCCCGGGCUCCUCGCCCCGCUCCCCAGGCGCCUCCGUGCCGCCCUCCUAGCGUUUUGGGGCUGCUGCUGGCGCAUCCUCGCUCUCCACGCUUCUCUUUCUCUCUCCUCACCCACCUUUCCUCCUUUCGGGCCUCGCUGCUUUCUCUUCCUUCCUCGCGGCCUCCGCUCCUUCCACCCGCUCUCCUCCGAUUCUUCCCUAUCGCUGUGCUGCGAUCCUUCCCGGGCCUGCGAGGUUGUGUUUUUUUUAUUUUUAACUAAUCUUUGUUAGGCUUCUGCUGCUCUUCUUUUCUCGGUGCGUGCUUUUCUGCCUUGCUCUCCGCUUCCUCCUCGGGCCUCUGCCACUCCCCAAAAGUUUUCUCUCUGCAGCCUCCUUCCCUCUUUUAUUUUCCCUGUGUGCCUUUAGUGUUUUGCUUCUUUUGUCCCUCUGCAUGCUCUCCGGUUUCCUUUUAUGCACGUAUUUCUAGCUCAGUGAUCUCUUAGCUUUUCACUGCUUCCCUCUCUUCUGUGGGGCCUGCUGCUUCUCGACUUUCUUUUAGUUUCAUGUCUCUUGUUGAUCCUUGCGUGCCUGGAUGAGAUAUAUCACAAAAGAAGAUACAGCUGGGGCUUUUAAUAUUACAGAUAUUUUUUCUGGUUUGAGGAGAGGGGAGUGACUAACCAAUGCAGCUUUAGAUGGAGCUGUGUUAAACAGGCACCUAACUCUGAGACAGAUGCAUGUGAAAGCAAGAUGGAGGUGGUUAUCUCUAACCUACCCUAAACUUUCAAACCAGUAAAUAACCCAGUCUUUCAGGACUAAAAAUUGCUAGAGUGAUGGAGCCAGGGGACCCACUCAUGCUUAAUUGUACAUAUAUGAGGAGAUGAAUUCAAUUCUCAGGAGACCUAAAGGACAGGGAAAUAAAGUUUCAGUACAAAACGGUUCGAUUCAUCAAAAGGAUGCAGUAAAUGAUGAUGAUUUUGAGCCAUAUCUAAGUAGUCAGACAAAUCAGAGUAACAGCUAUCCACCAAUGUCAGACCCAUAUAUGCCUAGUUAUUAUGCUCCAUCCAUUGGAUUUCCGUACUCCUUAGGCGAAGCAGCAUGGUCAACUGCAGGUGACCCUCCGAUGCCAUACUUGACAACUUAUGGACAGAUGAGUAAUGGUGAACAUCAUUACAUACCUGAUGGUGUAUUUAGUCAACCUGGGGCAUUAGGAAAUACCCCUCCGUUUCUUGGGCAGCAUGGAUUUAAUUUUUUUCCUGGGAAUGCAGACUUCUCUACAUGGGGGACGAGUGGAUCUCAGGGACAAUCAACGCAAAGCUCUGCUUACAGCAGCAGCUAUGGCUAUCCACCUAGUUCUCUUGGGAGAGCCAUAGCAGAUGGACAGGCUGGAUUUGGCAGUGAUACUCUGAGCAAGGUGCCUGGUAUUAGCAGCAUCGAGCAAGGCAUGACUGGACUGAAAAUCGGUGGAGAUAUGACGGCUGCUGUAACAAAAACUGUAGGUUCAGCUCUGAGCAGUACAGGUAUGACAAGCAUUGCAGCCAACAGUGUGCCCCCAGUUAGCAGUUCAGCACCUAAACCAACCUCGUGGGCUGCCAUUGCAAGGAAGCCUGCUAAACCUCAGCCAAAACUCAAGCCUAAAGGUAACGUGGGCAUUGGGGGCCCUGCUGUACCACCCCCACCUAUAAAACACAACAUGAAUAUUGGAACUUGGGAUGACAAAGGGUCAGUGGUAAAAGCACCCCCAGCCCAACCAGUACUGCCUCCUCAGACUAUAAUCCAGCAGCCUCAGCCAUUAAUUCAACCACCACCGCUGGUGCAAAGCCAACUGCCUCAACAGCAGCCUCAGCCACAGCAACCACAACAGCAACAAGGACCUCAGCAGCAGGCCCAGCCUCACCAGUUGCAGCAGCAACAGCUGCAAAACCGCUGGGUAGCACCUCGUAAUAGGGGGGUGGGCUUCAGCCAGAACAACGGAGCUGGUACUGAAAACUUUGGUUUAGGCGUUGUAUCCGUCAGCUCCUCACCUUCUGGUGUGGAAGUGCACCCAGUGCUGGAGAAACUAAAGGCCAUAAACAACUACAAUCCCAAAGACUUCGAUUGGAACCUGAAGAAUGGACGUGUGUUUAUAAUCAAAAGUUAUUCAGAGGACGAUAUUCAUCGUUCCAUUAAGUACUCUAUCUGGUGUAGUACUGAACAUGGUAAUAAGCGCUUGGAUGCUGCUUACCGUUCCUUGAAUGGAAAAGGCCCACUCUAUUUACUCUUCAGUGUGAAUGGCAGUGGACACUUUUGUGGAGUGGCUGAGAUGAAGUCUGUUGUGGACUACAAUGCGUAUGCUGGUGUCUGGUCUCAGGAUAAGUGGAAGGGCAAGUUUGAUGUCAAAUGGAUCUUUGUCAAAGACGUUCCCAAUAACCAACUGCGGCAUAUUCGCUUGGAAAACAAUGACAACAAACCAGUUACCAAUUCGAGGGACACUCAAGAAGUACCCCUAGAAAAAGCCAAGCAAGUGCUUAAAAUAAUUGCUACUUUCAAGCAUACCACCUCAAUCUUUGAUGACUUUGCACAUUAUGAAAAGCGUCAAGAGGAGGAGGAAGCCAUGCGUAGGGAGAGGAAUAGAAACAAACAAUAACUAUAUGGAGAUGUCCUGCUAGAAUUACAACACUAAUGAUGUAGACUCUGGAAAUGCCUAAUAUGUCUAAGAAGACGUUAUUAAAGCUUUUUUCUGCUUAAGGUGACAUCUUUGAACACUUUAACACAAAAUUGACUCUUCUUGUAAUGGUUCUCAUCAGUGCAUCUGCCCUUAUACUCUCUCACCAAACACACUUGAGAACUGUACCUUCGUCAAGCACUUUCUGUCCUGAAGCUUUUACCAGUAUCUGCUGUCUUUUGUAUUUAUGCAUCCUAGCUAAGGCACAGGAGACCGAACGAAUGCAAGGAUUCAUUAACUCUUUGAAUUUGUUAAAUACUAACAUUUAACCAUUAGAAGUGGUUCAAUGAUGUGAGAUUCACAUUGCUUCAACUUAAUUUUUUUCUUUGUUGUAGUUUUUUUAAUUGUCAGUUUUUAGCUAUUCAACAGAUUAAAAGCAAAUCAUGCCAUAUUUAGUCCUGGAGUAAAACUCAAGUCUAAAUGUUCAUGUGAAAUUAUUGUAGUAAUCUUUUAAUAUGGCAAAGCAACUUUAAGCUGCAGUUUAGCCAAAUGAAACGUAACAUAAAAUUAUAUUAGAAUGACAUUUCCCUUGUUUCAAACUGUUUGGUGUAAGAGAAUAUUAAUAUGCAGCUUGGUGGACACCACCAGUUAAUGCACAUUUCUUUUUUUCUGUAACAUGUAUACUGAAAAAGUGCAUUUGUCUGAGGAACUGUUUGUUUGCUACCACUCAAUGAAUCUCAGUUUUGAGUAAAUGUACCUCAGUCUAAAUCAGACUUUUUAUGACCUUUAUAACUACAUUUAAAAUAAUCUUUAAUUCCUAUUUCUGGGUGUUUGCAAGCCUGACAGAUUGCUAUCAUGAAAGUGAAAAUUUACUCCUCUAGGUGAUUCACUAGCUAAAUAAACAUAAUUCUUGUUUAGCAAGCA
Messenger RNA from Cygnus olor (mute swan), 3591 nucleotides. RefSeq names its product YTH N6-methyladenosine RNA binding protein 3 (gene YTHDF3). Lineage: Eukaryota; Metazoa; Chordata; Aves; Anseriformes; Anatidae. The record is from RefSeq and is a predicted model, not a curated record. The transcript is spliced from 5 exons. Gene Ontology annotation, biological process: mRNA destabilization. The coding region runs from base 904 to 2649 and encodes 581 amino acids. Gene Ontology annotation, molecular function: mRNA binding; N6-methyladenosine-containing RNA reader activity. Gene Ontology annotation, cellular component: cytoplasm.